This is a messenger RNA of Nasonia vitripennis (jewel wasp), 1866 nucleotides long. Its product is annotated as leucine-rich repeat-containing protein 74B. Gene Ontology annotation, molecular function: protein binding. The transcript is spliced from 6 exons. The annotation marks the transcript as partial. Lineage: Eukaryota; Metazoa; Arthropoda; Insecta; Hymenoptera; Pteromalidae. The record is from RefSeq and is a predicted model, not a curated record.
AAAUAUGCCUGACUUUCGGAUAACUUCAAAACCCAACCAAAGUAUUUAUGUUAAAUUACAAAUUUUUAUAUUUUAAUAUCGGUACAAUAUAAAGAAGUUGUGAGUGUCAAAAUUUCAGUGGACUUACAAAUCAUGGACGAAUGUCAAGAAUGGUUACUUGAUUACGAUGAUGUUGAAUUCAAAAACGAAAAAAGAGAAUGGAGCACAUGUGAUGACUUGUUAGAUGAAGAAUCAAUUGAAGCGGAAAAUAUUUCAUUAAUCGAAUUCAACACUUUAAUAAAAAACUUGAUUGCGGAUAAUGAAAUUGAAGAAUUGAAAACUAUAUUAUCAAGUUCAUUAUUCAGUGAAACAAUAAGUUUAAACAGUUUUGAGAUAAACAAUUCGACGUUACAUUGCUCAGAAAAGGACAUACACGACUCAAAUUUGAAAAAUUUUAGUUUGUUUGAUGUCUAUCCAAUUCCGAAUGAUCCGGGUUUUGAUGCUGCUUUUUGGAUAUUAUAUCCUAAUCUUCCAAUUUAUAAGUCAGAUGGAAUAAAUAAAUUUUAUGACAUCAUUAAAUUACUGAGAUUAACAUCAGUGGCAUCCUUAAGGCAGCAAUUGAUGACUGACAAAAUAAAUUUAAGUUUUUAUGGUGUGGAUCCAAAAGUAAUUCAAGCCUUAAGUGAAGCAUUGCUAUUGAAUAAUACAGUGCAAACUUUGAAUUUGCAGGAAAACUAUCUAACAGCAGAUGCAUGUUACUACUUGAAUAGACUAUUGCUACAAAAUACAGUUUUAAGUUCAUUGAAUUUGAGCAAUUGUAAAAUUGGAGUAGAAGGUGCAAUGAGACUCGAGGAAGGUAUCUCUAGCUCAUCAGCCUUACGACAACUCAAUUUGAGUUAUUGUGAACUUGGAAAGGAAGGCUUUUACUUUAUUGCAAAAGCAGUGGCAGCCAAUACUUUAGUGCAAAAACUUGAUAUAUCUUAUAAUAAUUUAGAUGAAGGUGCAGCACUCUAUAUGAAAAUUAUGCUUGUUUCAACUGAAUCUCUCGAAUCUUUAAAUGCCAGUUGGAAUGAUUUUUACACAAAAGAUUCUUCGGAAAAAUUAUUUAGCGGGUUAUCUCUGAAUACUACAUUAAAUUCUGUUGAUCUGUCAUGGAAUUCUUUCGGAAAAGAUAGUAUUUCUCAUAUCAGCAAUUACAUUUCUAAUACAAAAAAUGUCAAGUAUCUCAAUCUUGAAGCUAAUCGUCUUGCUGAUGCAGAAUUAUUAGAAGUAGCACAAGCGUUAUUGGUUAACAGUUCUUUGCAAGAACUAAAUUUGAAUAAAAAUCCAUUUGGAUCAAAAGGAAUUUCAGAAUUCAUAAAACUGCUUAACACACAUAAAAUAUUGGAAUGUCCUCUUUUGUUGAUUGACUUUGGAAAUCUUUGGGCAACGAAAGAUAGUCUGCCUAUAUUAGAGCAAGUUAAAGAAAUAAAGCCUAAUUUAGUAAUCAAAUUAGGAGGAAUUUUAGAAAAUUUUACAAUCAUUGGACCUGAUUUAAAAGAGUUAUUUUUUAUGACAGCAAAUUACGAAACAACAAACAUUAAGAAGAAAAAAAAACAGAGAAACUUUGGACAUUUUGUUUUAUCCCUUGAAGAUGCUCUUGUUAGUAAAGAAAAAUUCAAAGAACUAUUGAUGGAUGCAAAAAUACAAAUAUCAGAUAAUCUAACUAAUGAAAUCAUAAAUCAAUUUCUUGUUACUAAAAAAUCACUCGACCUAGUUGCAUUGAAAAAAUCGUAUCUAUCUUACUUUCCCAAUACUGAAUUGCCUACAGCACCUGCGACUCAAACUAAAAUAAUUGAUAAACCAGAAAUCGAAAAAAAGAAAAAGAAAAAAGUGCUUCAAAGGAAA